AGCCCGACUCGCCUCGCCUCGCCUCGCCUCGCCGUCUCUGCCUCCUCUCCGCGAACCACCACCGCGCCCAGACAGCAGGCCCUCACCGUACUCUACUCCCGGCGGCUUGCAGCUGCUCUCUGCUUGUCGCGCGCUCGGCUCCCGCAACCGCCGCUCAAUCUCUUCCCGUGGGACCUGCAGAUUCUGUUGUUUGUCUGGCCGGCGUCGUCCGUUUCCCGGGUGCGACAAGAGAAUCGGAGGGCCCGCGUGCUCGGAGCUACGAAGGCUUCGCCGCAGCGGAGCCUCGCCUGCAUGGAGACUAAGAUGGAGUCACUUGAACUCAAAGACAAUGGUGAAAACCAACCAUCUUUAGAAGCUUCUAUUGCUUCAGAUGUGAUAUAUGACAAAGCACCUGUAUGUCCACGCAUUGGAAGUGAAUACCAGGCAGAAAUCCCCAAUCUGUCCACAGAGGUUGAGCGCCAUCGGCUCAUGACCAGCACACCAGAAAGCAUCGUACUUGGUUAUGAUUACCCUGGUAUGAUUGGGUUAGCUAUACCAAUCAUGUGGGUACCAAGUGAAGUCCAUAAGGAGGACGAUUCACGAAGGCAGCAUUCUUCAGAAUCCGAAGCAAGAGCUAGCGACCAAGGCGAGGAUAGUCAGGUGACCUCAAUUUAUCCAAUCAGAAAUAAUACAAAUGCCCAUGAUUCAACAUACCAGGAUCAACAUUCAAUGCUGUCUGUUAAUCAGAUAGAAUCUUGCAUCAAUCAAGCACAUGAUGAGAACUUGGCUCCAUUCUCUACUCAAGAAGGUCCGGGUUUUACCAAUAAGUUGUUGACCCAACAAGGGGAAAUCGAGCAAUUUACUCCACUGCCCGGUUUGCCCAGUUCGCUUUGGAGUGCUACUGAGGCAGAAUGUUUUCUUCUCGGGCUCUACAUUUUCGGCAAAAAUCUAAGCCUCUUGAGCAGGUUUCUUGGUAAUAAGACCGUUGGGGAUGUACUCUCAUACUACUAUGGAAUAUUCUACAAAAGAAAUGCUUAUAAAAGAUGGUCGGACUGCAGAAAAGCAAGAACUACGAGAUGCAUUAUUGGGGAACGCAUCUUUACAGGUUGGCGGCAGCAGGAGAUUAUAUCUCGUUUGAAAUCUGUAAUCCUCGAAGGAGUUCAUGAUUCAUUGGUCGAGAUUUUCAAAUCUUUCAACGCCGGACAAGCAUCUUUAGAGGAUCUUGUCUUUGCUAUAAAAUCCUCUGUUGGAACAGAAGCUUUUGUGGAGGCUGUUGGAAUUGGUAAAGGGAAGCAUGAUUUGACUGGAUAUGUUCUGGACCGAUCUAAACCAAACCAAGCUCCUUCUGUUUACCCUGACAUGCCUACAGGCAAAGAUUGUUCCUUGCUUGCUUCGGAAGAUAUAAUUAAGUUCUUAACAGGUGGUUUCAGAAUAAGCAAGACAAGAUCUAAUGAACUUUUCUGGGAAGCUGUCUGGCCCCGUUUGCUUGCAAGAGGGUGGCGUUCAGAGCAGUCAAAAGAUGUCAGAACAACUAAGAAUUGCCUUGUGUUUCUUGUGCCAGGUAUCAAAAAAAUCUCGAGAAGGAAACUCACUAAAGGCACUCAUUAUUUUGAUUCUGUCAGCGAUGUUCUUAAGCGAGUUGCGGCGGAUCCCGUUCUUCUUGAGGUAGAAGUUGGCGGAGCGGACAAUGGUGUUACUGCUGAGCAGUGUGGAUAUGCUACAGACAUGAGUCUGAACCAUGAUGGUCCUUUGGAUGGAUAUCAGGAGCUUCCAAAGUUCACAAUUAUCGAUACUACCUUGGUCCAAGGGGAAGAGCCCUUCAGAGUCAGAGAGCUGAGGAAAUUACCACCUGAUGUAAAUGUCCAUUUUGGUCCUUCACGUCAUUCUUAUAAUACUGUGAGUGUCAGUUCCUCAGAGGAGCAAGAUGCGGAAGAUCAAUCAUCAGAUGACCAGGCAGAUUGUCGACAAGUUACAGCUGAUGUGAAUGAUGCCGAAAUAGUUUCAGUAUGCCAUGCAGGCAAAGAAAACCAAGUCAAUUCAUUGCAAAACAUGUUGGCUGCACCAUCGUCGAGUUUUCCAGUCAAUGGCCAUUCUUCUAAUGGCAGUACUGAAAAAACUGAUAUGACAUGCCUCUUUGGUCCCAAAACAAAAACUGAAAGACUCGAGUAUUUAACCCCAGUGUCAAAGCACAGAAGCUUACCCAGCUGUAGCAAUGAUCGGACCAGUCAGCACAGCUUUUCUUUCUCGAAAGGACAUGGUUUAGAGAGAAAGAAAAUCAAGCCGCUGUGGACUUCAACAAAACCAACUGCAGCUGAUGUCAGUGACAAUUUUCGGACUAAAAUAAUUGCGAGAUAUUCCACGAAGGAGAAGCCAUGCGAGCAGAUAACGGUUGCAUCAAACUCUUGUACCACUGACAGAUCAAACGAGAAGGUGAAUGUGUCCAGUUUAAAUGAGGACAAGUCAUCUGAGUGCAAGGUCGAGGUGGUGCCUAAAGUUUGUUCAAAGAUCAGAACCGCUGAGGCGAAAGUUGCCAAAGAAGGGGCGCAGGUUACCAGUUUGGUUAAACCGGAGACAUCACUAGAUCAUAAGAUAAGCACGAGGGUAUGUGUCGCUUCAUCAGACGAUCAUGGUUACAUGAAGGCUGAGGAAGGCCUUGCCGUUUCAAACAGCGAUUGUGUCCAUGAUGUUUCAGAGGCAACAGGACAACCUGCUAGCCUGCAACCUGAUCUGGCUUCACAGGUGAAGUCUCGGAGGCAUGGAACCAGGAACAGACCUCCGACUGCAAAAGCUUUGGAAGCACUUGCCUUGGGGUUCCUUGGAGGAAAGCGUAAAGGUGAACCCAAAAACCCUGGGACAAGCAGGCCCCCCCAGAGAGCUCGCAAAUCCUUGGUUUGUACGCCUACAAGCAGUGACACAGACAAGUCCAGCAUGGAGGUUGAUUUGCAACAGUGAACAGAUUGUUACGUGUUUCUUGGUGCAAAAAAGGGCACUAUAUUGACAUUGUGGAUGAUCAAUAUCAAGUGGAACAUUAAUUAGGUCUUCAACUUCAACUAGACUUGACGCGAGUUGUCUGCAUCGAUCUUCCCUUAUGAGGCACCUUGCACUUUGUGAUUCGUAAUAUUUACAAUGCAGUGGCCAACUGGUGGAGUAGCUUAUUAAGUUGUAUGCCUGUGAAGUCUUUGCAAAACGCAACUUGGUACUCAAUUUAUUAUGGAUUGGACGGAGUAGUAACCAAUUUAUUACUCCCUCCGUCCCAAAAUAAGUGUCUCAACUUUGUACUAAAUCCAUCUACGUGUAUAAGUCAUCUUAGGUUGUGCACCUAGACGGAGGGAGUACUAAAGUUAGUACAAAGUUGAGAAACUUAUUUUGGGAUGGAGGAAAGUAUGGGCUUACAUGAUAUACAUGUCCCAUGAUGCUUUGGUUGAUAACU
Molecule: messenger RNA, 3409 nt
Organism: Triticum dicoccoides
Lineage: Eukaryota; Viridiplantae; Streptophyta; Magnoliopsida; Poales; Poaceae
Exons: 3
Coding region: 292-2931 (879 amino acids)
Cellular component (GO): nucleus
Molecular function (GO): transcription corepressor activity
Source: RefSeq, a predicted model, not a curated record